GAUUAACGAAGCAGGAAAGUGGCCGGACGUGGUGGUACGGUGGUCCUUAACGGUGAGCGUGAGAGUAAUGCGCGAAGAAAGCCAUCAGCCGACCAGCGAACUAACAAAACAGCUCGGCGAAGGGCCGAGUGAAUUUUCACCAGCCGCACGGUUUCGCAUUCGGUCACCGCCGCUAGGAGCGCUCUCACGCUCCGGUUAUAUACAUUUAUAACCACUAACGGUAGUGGCGUUUUCUUUCCCUCCCAGCAGCACCCGAAUUCCUGGCCACUGGGCAAAGUUUUACCCUGGAAACAAAGUUUCCGUUUUUCUCCGGUGUGGGGUGUGCAUUCGCCAAAAUAGGGCAAAACACAGCAAAACCCAGCAGGGAGGUUCGUCGUCUGAAGACGCUCACAGAAUAGAAAAAUAGUGGAAAACGCGAGUGACUGAUAUUCGAGCUAGUGGUACUGGUGCUAGUGUGUGUUCAGUGCAAGGGAGCAUUGGCUCGUGGGUGUGAUGUGUGGGCACAGUGUGCAGCUGGGCAGUGGCGGCACGCAAUGUACCGGAGAUCCGCGCAGCUCAGAAUGAGGAGGGACCCGUGCCGAGUGCAGAAGUGUGCGCAGCAGCAUCAGUCACGUCGGUCGUGUCAGCCGGGUGCGGUUGUGUUGAGCGGUGGUGGUAAGCUUGCCGGUGCGUUGGUAGCUGUAGACGGCGUCGCUCGUGACGCCCGACGUCCCACGACCAUCCGGUGUGUGCGCAAUCGAAUCAGUCGUCAAUGAGUCACGUUCGUUACAACCAGAGACUUCAGGAGCCGUACGAGCAGGAGUGGCAGCAGCAGCAGCAGCAGCAGCAGGAGCACGAAGAGUGGUACCGUGGUAGUAGUGAGCGUAGUAGCGAGGACCGCUCUAGGUCGUCGCAGCAGCUGCGGCAACAGCUGCGGCAACACCAGCAACAGGAGGACGAGGAUUCGAUCGAGGAAGUGGUACGGUUGCACCAGCAACAGCUUCAGCAGCAGCAGCAGCAGCAGUAUUCGGGGCCGGGCACCUCGUCAGUUCGCCGACGUUCGGCCGGUGUGCAAGUAGGGGGAGGAGGCGGCGGCGGCGCGCUUGGUUGUAGCGGGGGUGCUGGGGGACGGGGCUUCGUUGCGGCGGUUGGCGGUGUUGUCGGGCAGGGAUUCCUUGCACUACGGCGGACGCGGGUUCGUGCCGGUUGCGCCUCAUAGCACGGCCGGAACAGCGCUGCCAACAGCCACAGCCCGAAGCUAGUCGUCGUUUCACGCGCCCGACGUAGACUAAUGCAGUGGCGGAAGUUCGCACGGCUGAAAACGACUGCUACCGGACAUUCGCGGACGCGAAGAAUGCUUUGUUGUGGCCGAAGAAAGGAAAAUGGAAGAUCUGUGCCUGACCUCACUGCAAGCCCCGGGCGGGCACCGCCGGGUCCGAUGCCUUCCCACCAGGCGCAGGCUCUCCAGCAGCAGCAGCAGCAGCAACAUCAGCAACAGGGCCUGCAGGGACACCAUCAGCAGCAGCAGCAACAGCAGCGGCAGGGCUCGAAGGAGCCCGUCCUGCUACAGGGUGACUUCCGGAAGGUGUCCGGCAUCAGCUCGGAGAUCUUCCGGCAGAUUGAGGCGGUGGAGAAUGACCACGAUCCGAGCACGGCGGCCGCUUUGGAGGUGGUGGAGCGGAGGGGCGAAAUGAUAGUGCGCAUCCUGGAGCCCAGAUGUAUGGGCAGCCGACAGGCCAUCGAAGCGGGCCAGAAGUUCCUCAACAAGAGUGACGCCAGACACACGGUUCAGCUGGUGGAGAUCGUCAAACGACCGGGCCAAACUCUGGGCCUGUACAUCCGCGAGGGCAACGGAGCCGACCGGUCGGAUGGCGUGUUUAUAUCUAGGAUAGCUUUAGAGUCGGCCGUUUACAACAGCGGCUGCCUGAGGGUUGGCGACGAGAUAUUGGCCGUGAACUUGGUGGACGUAACGCGGAUGUCGCUGGACGACGUGGUCAUCAUCAUGUCGAUACCGCGCCGGCUCGUACUCGCCAUCCGUCAGCGGCGCGGCAACCGGGGCUCCAACUCGCCCGGCCCGCCGCAGAUGUCCCGGCCGGAGCAGAAACCGCCGCCAGUGGUCGUGAUCAAGCGCGACCUGCGCGACGAGGACCUGGACGACUCGGAUCGGGCGCCGCGCUCCUCCCGCUCCUCGCGCGAGCGUCGCACCGGCGAUGGGCGCGAAAUGACCGAGUCGCGCUCCCGCCUGGGACUGGGCCUAAACAAUUACAGUCCGCAGAGCGAGCAGCUCGAUCUGUACUACGGGGCGGGCCGUGGGCCGGGCGGAGGCCCCGGCCCGGCCGAGACGCCCAACUGGGGAUACAAGCCGCCGGCCCCGCCCUCGUCGGUCAUCACGGAGCAGCCGAAGGGGAUGCACGGCGGCUUCCAGACGUCCCACUCCUACUACCAGAAUGCGGGCACGCUCGAGAGCCUCGCGGAGAAGGUGCACGCGUUCUACCCGUCGGCCACCACCAGCCGGCGCAUGUCGGCCGGCCCGGCCGGCGUCGCCAUGAGCCAGUCGCACCAGCGGUUCCCGCGCAGCGGCUCCGACCAGCACCUGCCGCGCGUCGAGUACGCCGACUACGCUUCCCUGGGGCGGCAUCCGCUGCUGGCCCGCUCCAGCCUCAAGUCGGAUCUGGUCGGGGCGGCCCCGAUUGCGGGCGGCACGCUCGGGCGGUACGGGCGGUACGAUGCGCCGCCGCCGCAGCCCCGCGCGCCCAAGUACGGCCCGUCGCCGCUCGGCGCGACCGGUUCGCUGCAGCGCCGCUCCCGCCCCGCCCUGGACUACUCGAGCGACACGGAGGCGACGAUCGGGCCGCGGCCCAGCUACUACUACUACAACCAUCCGGCGAUGGCGGCCAGCGGCACGAUGGGAGGGCGCGGCAGCACGCAGGCCCUCGGCGGAGGGCCCGAGUUCGCCAAGUUCAACUCGCUGCCGCGCGAACGGCCCGGCGCGACCCGGCUCGGCCUUCGCGGCCGCAUCACCGAUCGGCUGCAGGACGAGGCGGACGGGAACGUGUCCGCGCCGGAGUACUCGCUGCCGAUCCGGCGCGACAUUCGCGAUCUGCGCAACCGCAUCACGGCCAGCCCGUCCAUCUUCACCUCGGACGAGUACCGGGCGUGGCUGCGACGGGCGCCGAGCAGCUCGGCCAUCUGCGAGCAGAUGCGGGCGUCGCGCGACCUGCUCAACCAGCAGCGCGCCCACCGCUUCUCGUGCAGCGCGGAGAACAUCCACGACGUGCUGAAGAACACCGAGCACAUCUACAGCAGCCGGACCGGGCUCGGCAUGGGCGGCGCGGGCGCAGGGGGUGGAGUGGUCGGAGGCACGCUGGAUCGCCACUCGAUGGCGGCCGGCGGUCCGCGCAUGUCCUCGCUGCCAGUGCGCUCGCUGUCCUCGCAGCAUAUCGGCGGCCCGUCGUCGAUUCGAUCGCCGAGCGUGCGGCGCAUGCGACAGCUGCUCGAGCUGACGCAGGGUGCGGGCGUGGGCGGCGUGCCGGGCUCGGUCGUGGCAGCGCUGACCGGCCACCAGAGCCCGGCGCCGACGCCCAGCACGACGCUGCCCCGGGCGCACCGCCAGAUCGACAUCAAUCCGGCCGAGUACACCAAGUACAAGCUGGACAAGCCGGUGGUAGACGCGGUCGGCAUGUCGGGCAUGCUGUGGAUCCACCUGCUGGCCGGGCGGGGACUGCGGGCGAUGUCGGAAACGUCCCAGAUCCAGCAGCCGCUGAUCCGCGACCUGUACUGCGUGCUGGAGUGCGACCGCAUUCACAAGGCGCGCACGGUCGUCCGGUCCGGCGAUCUGCAGUUCGACUGGGACGAGUCGUUCGAGCUGGACCUGGUGUGCAACAAGCAGCUGGACGUGCUCGUCUACUCCUGGGACCCGCAGCACCGGCACAAGCUGUGCUACCGUGGCGCCCUUUCGCUCACGACCCUGCUACGACAAUCACCGAUCCAUCAGCUAGCGCUAAAGGUUGAACCGAGAGGCACCAUCUAUCUGCGACUGCGGCACACGGAUCCAUUCCAGCUGUUCCGGCGCCGCGGGCUGCCAAGCCUCCGGGGCAACGUGCCCGCGCUGUUCGGUGCCGAUCUCGAGACGGUGGUGACGCGCGAAUCGAAGGGAGCGCCGGGCUGUGCGCCGGUCCCGAUCAUACUGCGCCGCUGCGUCGAGGAGGUCGAACGGCGCGGCCUGGACAUUAUCGGGCUGUAUCGUCUCUGCGGUUCCGCCACCAAGAAGCGACUGCUAAGGGAGGCGUUCGAGCGGAACAGCCGCGCCGUGGAGCUGACACCGGAGCACGUGCCCGACAUCAACGUCAUCACGGGCGUGCUGAAGGAUUAUCUCAGGGAGCUGCCGGAGCCACUGUUCACCAAGUGUCUCUUCCAGAUGACGGUGGACGCCCUAGGUAGUGUCUGCCUGCCGGACGAUCCCGAGGGUAAUGCCAAACUCAUGCUCAGUAUUCUGGACUGUCUGCCACGAGCGAACAGGGCCACCCUCGUGUUCCUGCUCGACCACCUGUCGCUGGUCGUGUCCGCCGCCGAGCGCAACAAAAUGUCGGCCCAGGCGCUGGCGACCGCCCUGGGACCACCGCUGAUGCUGCAUUCGGCGAGCGUCGGCGCCAACGAGGAGAUCGAUCACGCACAACCGAUCGCGGUGCUGAAGUACCUGCUGCAGAUCUGGCCCCAGCCGGGCACGGGCACGGGCGCUCCCACUUCAGGUCGGCGCGGCGAGCCAGUCGAGCCGCGUGGAAACAAAGCCAGUGCGUUGCAAGCGGGCAAGUCGGCGGCGCUGCAGCAGCAGCAGCAGCAGCAGCAGCUGGGCAGCACCAUCAGCCACCGCAGCAGCAGCAGCUCCAACAUCCAGCAGCAGCUGCGCAGCACCAGCAGCACCAACUUGGCGGCCACCAGCAGCUCCAUCAGCUCCAGCAUCAGCAGCACCAGCAGCAGCAUCAUCAGCCGCAGCCCGCACGCCCUGGCCAGCAGCAGCAGCAGCAGCAACAUCCAGUCGUCGGUACCACCGUCUAUACAGCCCCGUACAGCAGCCAACAAUCCAUCAACCACAUCCUCAACGCUCGGUCAGCAUCUGCUCUCAGCCACUCCCAGCACUCUUCAGUAUCAAUCAGUAGUGGCUCAGUUAGCUCAAUCGCAUCGAGCCUUGCAACAAGCGGGCCAACAGCCCCAUCCAUCGGAGGUCUCAGCGGGCUUGGCGGAGCGCGUCCAAUCGCCACAUCACGCCACACCCUCCCCAAGCUCUAGUUCCACUUCGUCCGCGUCCGGUUCUGGGUCGGGUACUGAUACAAUUAAACGUGGAGCAUCGCCCGCCUCGGUGAAGUUCAAGGAGUCUACCAGCAACUAUUCGCUCAAGUCGGACACGCAGAGCCGCAUUCUGGGCGGCGCGAGACAACACUCGCAACAACCAUCCUACACGACCGCGGGCGGCGCCAGCAUCAGCAGCAGCAACGGGGGCAAUGGUGCGUCCGCUACCGGGGCCACCUCGUACGACCUGCUGCACGCCCGCACGGGCGGCCUGUUCGCAUCCAGUGCCGGUACCGACUACCUGUCAUCGACGUCCUCGAUCGCGUCCUCGAUCGCUUCGUCGGCGGCCGGUGCCGGUGCCGCCACCUCGGCCGCCGGACUGUACGGUAAGGUGGGUGGUGGUGCGGCCGCCACUUCCGCGCCGCUGACCAGCACGCUCAACAUCACCACGUUCAGCUUGGACGAGAAGAACAACCUGGUCGUGUCGCCGUCCCCGUCGUCCGCCUCGGAAUCGUCGUACCGGUCGUCCAGCCCGGCCUCCAGCAUCCAGCGCGACAAGUCGCCGAACAAGUCGUCCGGCUCGCCGUCACCGUUGCGCCGCCAGGAUCCGCUCGACCGGGCCGACAGUUUGCCAGCGACCGGGGCGACCUCGGGCUCGGGCACGAGCGCUGCAUCGACGGUCGCCGCCACGACGGCAUCGUCCGGCGCCGGCUCGUUCAUGUCGUCGCUGCGCAGCCAAACGCUGGGCAGCUACCAGUUCCCCUCGACGAGCCUCAAGCUAACCAGCCAGCUGAGCAGCGGAUCGUCGGGCCAGGAUGCAUCGGACGAUGGCAGCACAUCGUCGCUGCUGCGCAAGCUCACCUCCUCGCUGUCGCGCACGAUCGUAAGCAAUACGGGCACGUUGCCGCUGUCGCUCGGCCGCGAGAAGCUGGCGGAGCUGUCCUCGACGGCUGGCGGUGGGACGGGAGCGACCACGGGCAGUGGCUCGGCAGGAGCGUAUUCGAGCAGUAGCGGCAUUGGCAGCAUCAGCAGCAGCAUCAGCAGCAGCAUCGGCAGCAGCAACGCUAGCGGCAGCGGUCUGCGCACGAUGAGCACUUCGCUGGGCUACUCGGGCAUUGGCGGCGGCGCGUCGGCACUGGACGGUGGUGCCGGUGGGGAGUGGGGCAGGGGGUUCGUCGUCUGGCUCCAGCUCGGUCACGACAGCGGCGGCCGUCACGAGCAUGAACAUCUACGGCACACUGCCCAAGAACUCUUCCAUCUACUCGUCGUACGGGGUCGGUUCGGGCACGUCCGUGAGUGGCUCGUCGGGCAGCGGGCUGUCGGGGCUGCUGUCCGGUACGACUAGCUCGUACGGCAUCAGCGAGCGGCUGAGGGCGCUCACGUCGGGUGGUAGCGUUGGGGAUGGAGCGGCCGACCGGUCCACCGGGGGCGUUGAAAGCGCUGGCGGUACCGGCUCAUCC
Molecule: messenger RNA, 6725 nt
Organism: Anopheles arabiensis
Lineage: Eukaryota; Metazoa; Arthropoda; Insecta; Diptera; Culicidae
Gene: RhoGAP100F
Product: rho GTPase-activating protein 100F
Exons: 13
Coding region: 1271-6610 (1779 amino acids)
Biological process (GO): signal transduction
Molecular function (GO): protein binding
Source: RefSeq, a predicted model, not a curated record